Messenger RNA from Chaetomium fimeti, 1593 nucleotides. RefSeq lists its product as uncharacterized. The record is from RefSeq and is a predicted model, not a curated record. The transcript is spliced from 2 exons. Bases 412 to 1593 code for a protein of 393 amino acids. Lineage: Eukaryota; Fungi; Ascomycota; Sordariomycetes; Sordariales; Chaetomiaceae.
CUGCAGUUCAAGAUGUGAGACGGAACAGCAUGCGAGGAGACAGCAGCCAGAAGUCUCUUGAACGCAGCACCAAAGGUCUCGGGUGAGGGGCAGUCAGCGGCUGGAAGAGCCAAUUUCUAUAAGACGAGGAGCCCUCGAGGCGUUCCGUUGACGAUGAUCCCCGGCUGGAGCACCAUCGCACUCAAACGAUAACCGAGCAUCAUUUUCUACAGUAUUUGGCAGUCAGCCUUCACAAUUCAUCAUGCGUUUCAAGCCUCAUUCCAUCAUUUCAUCCCUUUUGCUGGUCACUCAAGCCCAGGCCUUCCGCGUCACUUUCUACCUACCUAGGUUCCCAGUGCCGGGGCGCCAGGUGGGGCACGGGUUCUUACAGUUACCCUGGGUACCCCGGUGCCUGCCACAACGUGCCCGUCAAUGCCGUCUCAGCAACGAUCGAGCCGGGAGAAUUGGAUGGAGAGUCGCACAGUAUACAACGAGUGGACGUGGCUGACGUUUGGGUCCCAUACCGUUUCAGACGUUGCUUUCUGGCGAACAUGCGGCCAGAACCUCGUCGCCAGCGGCGAUAAUAACUGCGUCACCUUCUAUGGAGCGACAAGGUUCUCAAUCCGUGAAGACUGGACCGUCCCUGGAAAGCGCGGUGUCUCCUCACCUGCCCCUCCCGAGGCCGCCAUCGAAGCCCGCACGGAAGCCAGUGGCGAGCCCAUCCCUCUGAUGGGGGCUAGGGGCGCCAUUAGUCCCCCUCCACCGGCCAAGAAGUCCCGUGCUCUGGCCAACACCCCGUGGGCUGCCGAGCAGGCACUGCAUCGUCAGCGUCUCAACCUGUCAGAGGCCACCGCUCUCGGCUCCCUCUCGCCGUACUUCGACCCGGACAGGAUGGCCGAGGGCGGAUUUGGCCACGGCAACGAGUCCGAAGUCUUCGGCAAGAGGGUGCGUUGGCAGCAGGUGGCUCUUGGCAUCUCCGUGGGUGUGCCCAUCGACGAGUGGGACGAUGCCAUCCAUGUCAAGAGCGACGCUUUUGUCCCGUAUGGCGAUGGCGACGUCUCAUCUCGCGGGCUUGAAGCGCGUGGAGAUUGUGGCGCUUCUCCCGACGAAUUGGAAACAUGUCAUUCUCACUGGGCUCUAGCCGAGAGGGAGGAGCACGAGAAAAGAUGGGACUACGCUCGCUGCCGCUCGCUCUUGACAUGCGUGCGAGACACGGUCGGUGGGGGGUUGGUGAAGCUCGGCCAUGGCUGGCGUCAGACCGUCGAGUGCGCCGACCGAAUAAAGGCGGUGCAAUCGACCCUUUAUGACUAUGUUAGACAGUACCCGGCAACUUGCUACCUUGUCACACUGGGCGCAGGAGGGGCCGUCGGCUACGCGUUUGGUCAGAUCGGGUCCGGCGGAGGCGCUACUGCCCAGGACAACGACGAGCUAGCCAGGUGCUCAGACAACACCCAGGUCAAUGCCUUCGUUGAGGGUAUACUCGACGCGGCCAACGCUGGCGACGAGAACGCAGCCCGGGCGGAUAUCACCCUGGGCAAUGGCCAUACUCUCGUCUUGUACGGACGCGUGUAUCCUAUCGACGCCGUCCCGCCAACCGAUCUCUGCCCAGCUUAG